AUGCGUCUUCAUCUCAAUCCAUCAAUUCCUUUUGGUGGACACGUUUAUGUAAAAGGAUAUUUCUCAACUCCAAAAAGUUGCCAUUUAAAUUACUGCAAAUCCCCAGUGGCGUCUCCAUUUUACAUUCACAUUCCAUAUUUGGGCGAUUGUUUAGUAAAUUCACAGAGAUUAAGUAACCCUCAAGGAAUCAAUCAUCAAGUGACAAUCGUUGUACAACAUCAUCACUUUUUUGUGACCGCAGGUGAUCGAGCGUAUCGCUUAAAUUGUUUCUACGAGGAGCGAUCGAUGACUCUAAAACAACAAGUCAAUGUUAAUGAAAUCCAGCCAACAAAUUUGGAUGGUCAUCAGGGUUCUCUUUGUCAUUAUGAUGUCUUAAAUGGAAAUGUUAAUGGACCAAAAAUUGAAUUGGCGAGUAUCGGAGAUCCGAUUGUGCAUCGAUGGACAUGUGAUAGUGAUGAUACAGGUUUCCUCGUUCAUUCAUGUGUUGUCAAAGAUCAAGCCGGCAAAGAUUUCCCGCUCAUCGAUGAUAGAGGUUGCCCAAUUGAUCGAUCGCUUGUCCCUUCUUUACAAUAUUCAUCCGAUUUUCGAACUGUUCACACAACGAUCAAUGCUUUUCGUUUCGCUGAUCAACUUAUGGUGCAUUUCUCGUGUCAAUUAACUUUAUGCGAAAGAAAUGAUAAUGGAUGUGAGGGAAUUGUGCCACCAACUUGUAACCCAAUACCAUUAGACGCUCCUUUCAAAGCCACCUUCAGAAAUGCGAAUGAGAAAUUUGAAGAAAUUCAACGUCCUCAUUUCCGUAUGGAGCCCAUGAAUCAACGAGAAUUCUAUCAAACGAUCGGCUCAACAAAUCUCGACAAUGUACAUGGUGGAUUGGAUUACAAUAGUCAUGAAGAACAUCAGCAACGAGUAUCUCAUGAUUUUCCGACAUAUCAAUAUCGAAUCUCUCGAAUGAUUCAUGGAGAAUCGGAGAAAGGAAAAAAGUUGAUAAAUGAUUUGAUCAAUGAAUAUGAAAAUCUUGGAGAAAAUGACUCUUUUGUUACGACAACGAUAAAAGCCAGAGGAAUCAUCAACGAAUCGCUGAGUAAAGAAGCACAUCGACUUCCGAGAAAUCUGGAAGAGAUGCGAAAAAAUAUUAUUGUUGAUGUGAGCUCUGGACAGGCAAACGGUGCUCCGCCAAGCGAAUGUGGAAGUGAGGGAAGUUCGACGGGAAUCACUGGCGCAUUCAUGAAUCGAUCGGAUAAUCCACCAUCAAGAUUUAGAGGAAGCGAUAAACGGGAAUCGUUCACGACUUGCAUCAUCGUCGCUCCGUCAACAACAUCAGCGCCGCCAACACCGAAUUUCAUGAACACUCAACCGUCAACAUCCACUCAACAGCAAAAGAUUCCGGCUAGAAAACAGAUCUCUGUGGGCGCUGAGGGAAGUCAUUAUGCGUGUGGUGACAUUGUACUCAAUGUUUCAGAGGGUCAAUUCUUUGUGCCCGAGAACGGAAUCAUUCAGAAUGGAGAUCGGAGUCCGGCUGGGAAAAGCAAUCACUCAGUUUUCGAUUACGGUAGCAGCUCAGGCUACAGCACUUCGGAGUGUUCAAGAGAAUCGGAUUCAAACGUUGAACCGCUUAUUGAUAUGUUUCCUCAUUUUCCCCCAAAAAAUCAUUCU
Mesorhabditis belari is the source of this 1653-nucleotide messenger RNA. NCBI's taxonomy places the organism in Eukaryota, Metazoa, Nematoda, Chromadorea, Rhabditida, Rhabditidae. The record is from the annotation of a GenBank genome assembly.